Messenger RNA from Rubroshorea leprosula, 998 nucleotides. Lineage: Eukaryota; Viridiplantae; Streptophyta; Magnoliopsida; Malvales; Dipterocarpaceae. The record is from the annotation of a GenBank genome assembly.
AAAAAAAUAUAUGACUUUAUAUUUAUAAUAAAGUAUAUAAUAAAGUUAGAAUACAAACACAAAAGGUAGUAAAAGGAAAGCAGCUUAUGCUCCAUGUUUGCAGAACUUGUACCUAGACAUCCUGGAAUAAACAAGAAACGGGAAACCCCAGCAUCAUCAGUAGCUCGUGCUGGACCUUCUAACAAGUCUGGGAAGAGUGGAAGAAAAAAGAGUUUAGUUUCCACUUCCAACUAGUAUCUAUUUUGUAAUUCAGAUUGCACAAUAAUUUUUUCAUAAAAAAAUAUAAUCCCUUGUUUUCUAGUCAGAUUGUAGUCACUUGAUUUCUCCACAACCAUAUGGACCACACUGCUGUGAAACAGACUGUAACCCAUGCAUAUUGAAGUUUUUUGUUAAGAAAUAGACCAGCACGUUGUCGUAGAUGCUUCAGUCCUUCAUCUUGUGUUGCUACAUCUAUUCCCCACCAUGCAUGGCAUAAGGACCAAACUUCCCAGGUUGUUUUGCAAGUACAUAAGCGAUGAUUUGGGCUUUCUACCUGUUUUCCACAAAGAAUACACAUGAAAUGUCAGCACCAUCACGUAUGAUUCCUCUUUUGAACAAAUUCUCCAUUGUUGGAAUUCUAUUCUGCAAUGCUUUCCAAAUGAAAGCCGAGACCUUCAGCGACACCUUGUUGUUCCAUAUCAGCUUGUACUUGCCAAUUUCACUACCUUGUUAAUCUGAUGUUAGAAGCUCGUAUGCCAAGCUCACUGAAUAGCUGACCUUUGAAUCGUGUUUCCAACUCCAGCGGUCCUUUUGUCCUUGCUUCGGCUGUUUUCCUUGCAGAGCUUCAAUUAAUUCCUGCAAAAGAGUAUUUUCCCAAGCAAAAAUAUUUCUCCUCCAUUUCCAAUGCCAUCUCCAAGGAAGAAUACACAUUAAGGCUUGGUUAUUUCUAACUUCCACAUUAAAAUUUCUCAAUUUUAACUUCCUUUUUAGCUUCAACAGGAAAUAGCACUACCAACACU